AUGAUAAUAGUAAGGGAUGAACUGAAUUGCAUGCCAGAUACAUCAACAGAGAUGGCGUAUUGUGAGAGGCGGUCCAUCUACAGAGUAGCUAGCUGUGUCACGGAUCUAAACAAGAAAGCCUAUAAGCCUCAGGCAGUCUCAUUUGGUCCUUACCAUCACGGCGAGGAAUACUUGAAGGCAAUGGAGGACCACAGGCAACGUGCUUUCCUUCACUUCCUCAAGAGAUCAAACAAAUCCCUUGAGUACGUGGUCGACUAG
Molecule: messenger RNA, 258 nt
Organism: Ilex paraguariensis (yerba mate)
Lineage: Eukaryota; Viridiplantae; Streptophyta; Magnoliopsida; Aquifoliales; Aquifoliaceae
Source: the annotation of a GenBank genome assembly